UAAGUUAAUUUGCUUGAUUAGAAAGUAAUACUGAAAUUAUUAUGAUCUUUUUCUCAUUCAUAUGGUGGGCUUCAGAAUGAUGAUGCAUGAAGUGUUUUGCCACUGACAUGACCUGUUACAGUUCCAAAGGCAAAGCUCAUAACCUGUUUCAGCACAGCUCUGAAGUAACAGGGAAGGUCAAUUUCCUUCACACUAUCACAUCAGUCAUCAAUAACUCAGUGCCACAUUCUGGUGGUGGAAGGCUUGUGUGAUGGAUGGUGACCACCACAACUCAUGCCUGAUUUCUGGAACAGUGAUAGGGCAUGGGCACAGUGGAAAAUAAGAGGAAAGCAGUAUCAUUACAGUUGCCCAGUUUGAACCCUGAGAGGUUGAGAUCCAAAUAAUGGAGCCAUUCUGUCAACUUAGUUACAGAAAGAAACUAUGGCUUUGGAACUGCUUGAAGUCAUUCUGCAACACAAACUGAGGAAAACUUAUGUCAGCAUUGAUAGCAUAACAUGAGAAUUCUGAUCAUGUUUUUGUACUGGAUGUGAGAAAAUGUUCACCAGUCCAACUUUUACUUGAUCCUCACUUGUUGUUGAAGCUUUUCCCAUCUCUGACACCCACUCAAAUAUGGUCAUUGCAGCUUGGUGUACUGUGGUCAUUGACUGCGAUUGACAUGCCUACAAGCCAAGCCCCAUUAAGUGCCAUUGACAUGCCUCCUCCAUGAAGAGCCACUUGCCCGAUACAGGCAUAGCUUUGAAGGAGUCUUGUUAUCCCACAAGAUAAGAUGUUGGUUGGUCUUCUUAGGCUCUGCUUCUACUGAAGAACAAUCUCCACUGAUGUAUGUAACCAGAGUUGAUGAGCUAACAAGUCACAUCACUGGUUGAGUACCAACAUGAAUUCCACACCUGAAGCAACAACAGAGUUGGUGAGAACUAGACUAUCUUGCAGAGGUUUCCCCCAUGUAAAGCAACUCAUCACACAUCAACAACAGCAACUUAGACUAACAAUUCUAAGCAAAGGUGAGGAGGAAGAGGAAAGGGUUAUAUGAUGAUGAUGAUGAUACUGAUGGUGAUGGUGCAGCUACCUCCAGCAAAUUUAAGAGACAGAGACAUGUAGAAAUAUGGCCACUUAGUCGAGUUGAUCCCACCGCAACAAAGUAUAUAGCAGUUUGCAUGUUAAAAGAAAGAAUGCUACAAUUAAGUCCACUUGAAUUCUUCUUCUUCUUCGUGGGAGCCAUUCCUUGGUGUUCUCCGAGCAUGGGCUUCAUGGGAGUAAUUCUAGAAGGACUAUGUCCUAAACCCGCACUAACUACUGGACUUGCUAUUGGCUUAUAGCAUCCUCGCCGAUAUGGUGCCCACUUGAGGAGACAGGUAGAGUAUACGGGUAAAAAUGAAGGUAGUACGUCUUUGGUUUGGUUUAUAGGCUUUGGCUGCCCACCGCGUUAGAUCAGGACCGUUCGUUCCAUCACAGUCCCACUUCUCAAAGCAUAAUAAAUCUUCCCGUAGUUCUCUCCCGCAGUGUGACUUCCCGCUUCCAAAUGCCUCCGUUGCCGCUCGCCUCCACCCUUCUGCUCCUGCUCGCCAUCCUGUCCUCGUCGUCGCCAGCCGCCGGACAGCGCGAUGGCCCCGCCACGGGCACGUCCAGGUUCCGCGAGGCGCCUCUGUUCUACAACGCACCUUCGUGCCCGGCCCCCCUGCCUCCGGGGCCCGACUCGGCCUGCUCCCCUGACGCGCUGGUGCACGUCGCCAUGACCCUCGACGUCACCUACCUACGCGGCUCCAUGGCGGCCGUCCUCUCUGUCCUCCAGCACACCGCCUGUCCCCAGUCGAUCUUCUUCCACUUCGUGGCCACCUCCGCCGCGGGCUACCUCAGCGCGACCGUCGCAGGGUCCUUCCCCUCCCUCGCAUUCCAGAUCCACCCCUUCGCCGACGAGCCGACCGUCGCGGGGCUCAUCUCCACCUCCGUCCGGGCGGCACUCGACCGGCCCCUCAACUACGCACGCUCCUACCUCCCCCGCCUCAUCCCGCAGUGCGUCCGCCGGGUCGUCUACCUCGAUUCCGACCUCGUCCUCGUCGACGACAUCGCCGGCCUGGCAUCCACCCCGAUCCCCGACGGCGUCGCGCUCGCGGCUCCCGAGUACUGCAACGCCAACUUCACCUCCUACUUCACGCCCACCUUCUGGGCCAACCCGGCGCUCUCCGUGGCCUUCGAGGGCCGGCGGGCCUGCUACUUCAACACCGGCGUCAUGGUCAUGGAGCUCGGCCGGUGGCGCGACGGCGGGUACACGGAGCGGAUCGAGGAAUGGAUGGAUCUCCAGAAGCGUAUGCGGAUCUACGAGUUGGGCUCACUGCCACCGUUCCUGCUGGUGUUCGCGGGUCGGAUCGCGGCGGUGGAGCACCGGUGGAACCAGCACGGCCUCGGCGGCGACAACUACCGGGGGCUGUGCCGCGACCUCCACCCGGGGCCGGUGAGCCUGCUGCAUUGGAGUGGAAAGGGCAAGCCGUGGGCGCGCCUCGACGGCGGGCGCCCGUGCCCGGUGGACGCCAUCUGGGCGCCCUAUGACCUCCUCCUCCGCACCACGUUCCCCAUCGACGACUCCUGAUCCGACCCGGAUCCACGAUGAUCGACCAACCCCACCCGAUCCGACCCGAAACUUCACCUCUUCCGUUCCAUGUCACCAUAACCUUCUUCUCUCCUUCCCUGAGGAAGUGUAGAUUACUUAAGCCUUUCUUAGUCAAAUGUAGAUUACUUAAGAAGCCAUAUAUAACUAAGAUUGCAUAUUAA
Molecule: messenger RNA, 2766 nt
Organism: Musa acuminata AAA Group (dessert banana)
Lineage: Eukaryota; Viridiplantae; Streptophyta; Magnoliopsida; Zingiberales; Musaceae
Product: probable galacturonosyltransferase-like 2
Exons: 2
Coding region: 1520-2584 (354 amino acids)
Cellular component (GO): Golgi apparatus
Molecular function (GO): glycosyltransferase activity
Source: RefSeq, a predicted model, not a curated record